AACUUCUUGACCCCCAGCCUGCACUUGACGUCUACCGUGCCACCCUUCACUGUAACCCGUCACGCUCGGUGCGUGCGCUCGUGGCGAAGAAGGGAAUCCUGUGGUCGACUUUGACACCGUCGCGGACGACUUCACUCAUCUCGCGUCUCUUCAAGGCCGCGAGCUUGCUCGCUUCUACAGUCUUUGGACGAGCGAAAGCGGCGAGCUUUGCAUGCUACUUGUCGAGGACCUCGGUACCCUCGAGGACAACCUUGGAUACCUGUGGGACAACAGUUUGAUCUCACCAUCGAGCUAUGCUACCUCGUUCCCCGCGUUGAUUCGCGCCUUCCAUGACGCAGGCGCCGCGACAGAUGACUCGUCACCCGAGAUCUACUUCAUCUAUCCCCGGGGCAACGGGUUGUGCUACGGCAUGUUACCGCCGAUGAUGUUUGAUGACCCAGACAAGCACGAGGUGUUCAAACGCCAGACCGUCUACGAGGAGCGGUGGGUAAACAAGUGGUUGACCUUCGGGUGAUAACUCGGCGCAAACUCCGUCGUCGCUAUUG
This is a messenger RNA of Cutaneotrichosporon oleaginosum, 545 nucleotides long. RefSeq lists its product as uncharacterized. The record is from RefSeq and is a predicted model, not a curated record. Lineage: Eukaryota; Fungi; Basidiomycota; Tremellomycetes; Trichosporonales; Trichosporonaceae.